AUGAUCGCUAUCAGCCUUAUUAGCAUUUGCACCAUGAAACCAUCCUCUAGGAUUCUCAUUAGUUGCAAAAAUUCAUCGUUUCUUGCAAGACGUCACCAUACUCUUACGAUGCCUAUGUCUAUCUCUAACCCUUUUGGUCACAACAGCAUGCAUUUCCCUUUUCGCAUGUUAGAGUUUGGACGCAUAAUGAAUGGUACCCAGAAAGUUUUUGGUUUACCUUCCUCUUCGAGUUUCGUCCAUUCAAGGUCCCUUCGUUUAAGAGGAACAAGAACAACGGGUGAUGUCUCUGCCGUUCCUGGAGUUGCCUUCGACUUCAAGGCUCGAGACUUCUCAGGCUCCAUUGAGACACGUGUCAAUGAGAACAAUGGUGAGAAGGUAUACGUGAAGGGUGGCGUGCAUGUGAAGCCAUUCGUGGUGGAAAGAAUUGAUAACGAUGAGAAGAAUGUUGGAGAAGAGGAAGAGUCCCGGUUAGAAGUUGGUGAGAAAGAUGUGAACACAGAGAAUUCAUGUGGUUCGAAGAAUGUAUCUGAGCCCUUGAACAAUGGUGAAGAGACAGAGGUGGAAAAGGAGGCAUGGAAGUUAUUGCAGGAUGCGCUUGUGACAUAUUGUGACACCCCUGUGGGAACUGUUGCAGCAAAUGAUUCAGGUGACGAGCAACCCUUGAAUUAUGAUCAGGUUUUUAUUCGUGAUUUUAUCCCUUCGGCUCUUGCUUUCUUGCUCAGGGGAGAAAAAGAGAUUGUUAAGAACUUUCUCCUUCACACCUUGCAACUCCAGAGUUGGGAGAAAACAGUGGACUGCUAUAGCCCAGGGCAGGGUUUAAUGCCUGCUAGUUUCAAAGUUAAAACUACGCAAAUUAAUGAAGAAAAGAAAGAAGAAGUUCUAGAUCCUGAUUUUGGGGAAUCAGCUAUUGGUCGUGUUGCUCCUGUAGAUUCAGGAUUGUGGUGGAUCAUCCUGCUGCGGGCUUAUGGGAAGCUCACUGGUGACUACACCUUACAAGAAAGGUUGGAUUUUCAAACAGGCUUACGAAUGAUCCUUAACCUGUGUUUAACGGAUGGCUUCGAUAUGUUUCCUUCUCUGUUAGUAACUGAUGGAUCUUGCAUGAUAGACAGGAGGAUGGGUAUUCAUGGUCACCCCCUUGAGAUUCAAGCGUUAUUUUACUCAGCUCUUCGCUCUGCCCGUGAGAUGGUUGUAGUAGAUGAUGGAUCCAAGAAUCUGGUUGGAGAAAUUAAUAACAGACUCAGUGCACUGUCAUUCCACAUUAGAGAAAAUUAUUGGUUGGAUAUGAAAAAGAUGAAUGAGAUAUACAGGUAUAAAACAGAAGAGUACUCCUUGGAAGCCACAAAUAAGUUCAACAUCUAUCCAGAACAAAUUCCAAUGUGGCUAAUGGAUUGGAUUCCAGAGGAAGGUGGAUUUCUGAUGGGGAAUCUUCAGCCAGCUCACAUGGAUUUCAGGUUUUUCAUGCUUGGAAAUCUUUGGUCUGUUGUUUCGUCUUUGGGUACCCCAAGACAGAAUAAGGCUAUUUUGAAUCUGAUAGAAGCAAAAUGGGAUGAUCUCGUGGGGAACAUGCCUCUUAAGAUAUGUUAUCCUGCCUUGGAGAAUGAUGAAUGGCGCAUAAUUACUGGCAGCGACCCAAAGAAUACCCCUUGGUCAUAUCACAAUGGUGGAUCUUGGCCAACCCUUCUGUGGCAGUUCACGUUGGCAUGCAUCAAAAUGGGAAGAAAUGAACUAGCUCAGAAAGCAGUUGCUUUGGCUGAGAAAAGGCUACCAGUUGAUUCUUGGCCUGAAUAUUAUGACACCCGAACGGGAAGAUUUAUUGGAAAACAAGCUAGGCGUUAUCAAACAUGGACAUUAGCUGGGUUCCUUGCUUCUAAGAUCCUUUUGAAGAAUCCUGAAAAAGCAUCCUUGUUGUGCUGGGAUGAGGAUUUUGAGAUUCUUGAGACAUGUGUUUGUGUCCUUAGUAAGAGUGGCAGGGCAAAAUGCUCCCGUGAUGCCGCAAAGUCUCAUGUUCUCGUCUGA
Molecule: messenger RNA, 2016 nt
Organism: Gastrolobium bilobum
Lineage: Eukaryota; Viridiplantae; Streptophyta; Magnoliopsida; Fabales; Fabaceae
Product: alkaline/neutral invertase A, mitochondrial
Exons: 6
Coding region: 1-2016 (671 amino acids)
Biological process (GO): sucrose catabolic process
Cellular component (GO): mitochondrion
Molecular function (GO): endo-alpha-N-acetylgalactosaminidase activity; sucrose alpha-glucosidase activity
Source: RefSeq, a predicted model, not a curated record